This is a messenger RNA of Drosophila grimshawi, 2023 nucleotides long. Its product is annotated as protein 5NUC. Gene Ontology annotation, cellular component: plasma membrane. NCBI's taxonomy places the organism in Eukaryota, Metazoa, Arthropoda, Insecta, Diptera, Drosophilidae. The transcript is spliced from 6 exons. The record is from RefSeq and is a predicted model, not a curated record. The coding region runs from base 200 to 1954 and encodes 584 amino acids. Gene Ontology annotation, biological process: AMP catabolic process. Gene Ontology annotation, molecular function: hydrolase activity, acting on ester bonds; nucleotide binding; metal ion binding.
AAUUGACAACUAAGCUAGCCUGGAAAUUUAUUUAAAAAUUAUUCGUAUUCCAGUUUGUGCUUUAACUCAACACCUAUUCGAAUAAAAGUUGGUGCUCUAUUAGGAAAUAUAAUAUAUUUUGUAAUGCGAGUCUUAAUCCUGUUUCUCAGCUUACCUGUAAGAGUUAUUAUAAAAGGGUUAUUGGUUUAGCACAAAAAGAAUGGAGUCACUUUGCAAAUAUCGUUGGAUUUGCAUAAUUAUUUUAUUAUUGAUAAAACGAGGAAUUGGCUUUAAGUUAACCGUUGUACACAACAAUGAUAUGCACGCUAGAUAUGAUCCCAUGAAGGGUUUCAGUGAGAAUUGCCGCAAAGGAGAAGACGAGCAGGGAUUGUGCUUUGGGGGCUUUGCUAGAGUAAAAACGGCUGUGGAACAGAUACGAACCGAGCGUACGACGCUGUUUCUAAACGCUGGCGAUACUUUUCAGGGUACACCCUGGUAUACAUUGUUCAAGGGCGAUUUGGCAGCCGAUCUAAUGAAUAUGCUUAACCCAGAUGCAAUGUCACUUGGCAAUCAUGAGUUCGAUGACAAAGUCGAGGGCUUGCUACCAUUUCUCAAUAAGGUCCAGUUUCCCGUCGUUUGCGCCAAUUUAGAUUUAGCAAAGGUACCCAAAAUGAAAGCCAUCAAGAGUUUGGUAAACUCAAUCAUUAUUACAAAAUUCGAAAUGAAAAUUGGCAUUAUUGGUUACUUAACGCCCGAGACCAAAACUUUAGUUGCAUUAAACGAUGUGGAAUUCUAUCAGGAAAUACCAAUGAUUAAUGGCGAAGCAAAAAAACUCACAAAACGAGGAGUCAAAAUUAUAAUCGCUCUUGGACACUCUGGCUAUCAGAUGGAUCAGGAAAUUGCCUUGAGAUGCAAGGAUGUUGAUCUUGUCGUCGGUGGACAUUCGCAUACGUUUCUUUUCACAGGAAGUCCGCCGCACAAGGAGAAAUCGGCGGGCAACUAUCCAACAGUGGUUAUCAGAUCAAAUGGUCAGCAAGUUCCCGUUGUUCAGGCCUAUGCCUUUACAAAAUAUUUAGGCGUACUCGAUAUGGAGUUUGACAAUGGAGGCCGCCUGCUCACAUUCGAUGGUGCACCCAUUCUAUUGGAUCGCACAGUGAAACAUGAUUCUCAAGUCAAGGCUUUUUUGGACAGCAAGAGGCAGGCAAUCGAAGAGCUUGAGGGUCAAGUGGUGGGCGUAAGUAAGGCCUACCUAGAUGGCGAUGGCUCUCAUUGUCGGACAGGUGAAUGCAAUCUCGGCAACCUUAUCACAGAUGCCAUUGUCUAUGCUCGUGUUACUGAAAACUUGGGCGGUAUUUAUUGGACGGAUGCGUCAAUAGCGUUAUACAACGGUGGCGGAAUACGUGCGACUGUCGAUUCGGGAGUUGAGGGAACUAUUACGAGUGCGGAUAUUAUCACGGUGUUACCAUAUAAGAAUGAAAUGAUGGCCACCCGGAUUAUGGGCAAGGAUCUCAUCAAGUCACUGGAGUAUUCGGCAUCGUUGCGCAAAACAUCAGCAAGUGGGGGAUUUUUGCAAGUGUCUGGUAUUCGAUUUAUUAUCAACUACAAUUAUCCGAAGGGAAAACGCAUUUCAUCCGUCUAUGUGCGGUGCUCCGAAUGCAAGAUUCCAAAAUAUGAGAAUCUACAUCAAGAUGAUUACUAUUGGGUAAUAGUUAGCAGCUAUCUUUUGGGCGGAGGUGAUGGUUACAGAUAUUUAAAGGACGCUAGACAUCCACAGAUCAGACCGCUGACACUUACCGAUACCGAUAUAUUAACCAAAUAUCUUCAGGAGCACAAAAUUGUUUAUCCCGCAGUGGAAAAUCGCAUAACUAUUGUGGGGAAGACGCAUCUCCGUAGCUCGGCAAUCCAAAUACAGGCUUCACUCAUUCCAUAUGUUAUGUAUUCGUUAUAUAUUCUUGCGCAAAGUCGGUUUUUGUAAUUUGUGUAAUAUAUAACUAGUGGCUACUAGUUUGGAAUUAUGCUCUAGAAAUAUAUUAAUAUAAAAGUG